CAUAAAAACCUUUGCAGCUCAAAUUCCGUAUGACUGCUAACAUAAGAAGCUCUCUGUGCUCAUUUUCAGAUUCUGUCUCUUGCCAGGUUUCUCACCAAGACUUGCAUUUUAUCGAGAAACAAACGGAAGGUAACUGAAGAAGGCAUAGUCAGAGGGACGAAGACAUCAGCGUAAAGAGCAAAGCUUUGCUUCUUUUGAAAACCCUAGACCCGAUCCUUGACAAGGAGCUGAGCCAUCAAUCGUCCCAAGAGAAAACAUUGACGAAAGGAAAGAACUGAAAUCUUUUUGAUUCGAAAGUUUGAGAACCUUAAAAAAAGGGGAAAAAGGAAAAGUUUAGUAGUGUGUGUGUGUUUUAGAUGGACAGAUCUAGAUCCAAGAGGAACUAUUACUAUGACCAAGACUAUGAUGGGGAGACCAUGGGUAGGACGAAACCUCGGUACAACAACCAUCACUACCUACCUAAUAGUCAUCGUCACCGUGGAAACAAUCCGAACAACAACAACAACGGAGGCAACAACGGUCGACCUCCGAAUAAGAGCGGUGGUGGUAGCGGCGCCGGCGGAGGGGGACAAGACUCUUCCCUUAUGGUCACUACUAGCUACCGCAUUCUUUGUCACGAUAUGAAAGCUGGGGGUGUAAUCGGUAAGUCGGGUAGUAUUAUCAAGUCUAUAAGACAACAUACCGGCGCGUGGAUCAACGUACACGAGCUGAUUCCCGGUGAUGAAGAACGCAUCAUCGAGAUAUCUGACACGCGUCGCCGUGACCCUGAAGGGAGAAUGCCGUCGUUCUCGCCUGCUCAGGAGGCGUUGUUACUUGUACAUGAGAGGAUUCUGGAGAGUGAUUCACAGUUUGGGUUUGGUGGUGGCGGAGGAGAGGAGGAGGAGGAAUACGGAGCGGUGGCGAGAGGAGGAGGGAACAGGGUAGCGACGAGGUUGGUUGUUUCGAGGAUGCAUGUGGGUUCUUUAUUGGGGAAAGGAGGAAAGAUUAUUGAGCAAAUGAGAAUCGAAACAAAGACUCAGAUUAGGAUUCUGCCUAGAGACCAUACUUUGCCCCGUUGCGUUUCCAUGUCUGAGGAGAUUGUUCAGGUUGUAGGUGAUGUAAAUGCUGUAAAAAAUGCUAUAGCAAUUAUUUCAUCACGCUUAAGGGAGAGCCAGCAUCGUGACCGCAGUGGUCAUUUCCACGGACGAAUGCAUUCACCAGAGCGGUUUUUCCCUGAUGAUGAUUAUGUUCCAAACAUAAACAAUGCUUCACGUAGAUCAUCUAUGGAAGGUUCUUUUGGUUCUCGGAUGUCUACUAUGAAUUACAGAGGCAACAAUUAUUCCUCACGUCCAUCUGGCUUCAUUGAAGCUGGGGCUGCUCCUAUGUCUGACAGUGGACAGCCUCUUUAUGGUGAGGAGCUUGUGUUUAGAAUACUUUGCCCUAUUGACAAGGUGGAUAGUGUUUUUGGAGAGCCAGAUGGCAUAGUAGAUUUACUUCAAAAUGAAAUUGGUGUGGAUGUCAAGGUUGCUGAUCCCAUGGCCGGGUCAGAUGAGCAGAUAAUUACCAUUUCUUCCGAGGAGGGUCCUGAUGAUGAGUUGUUUCCUGCUCAAGAGGCUUUGUUGCAUAUCCAAACUCAGAUUGUCGACCUUGUUCCUGAUAAAGAUAACAUAGUAACUACUAGGCUACUUGUUCCAUCUACCGAAAUUGGAUGUUUAGAGGGAAGAGAUGGAUCGUUAUCUGAACUGAAAAGAUUAACUGGUGCAAACAUACAGAUAUUGUCAGGGGAAGAACUUCCGUCUUGUGUAUCACGGCCCAAUGAGAUUGUGCAGAUUGUGGGGGAGAUAAAGGCAGCUCGAGAUGCUCUUGUUGAGAUCACAUCACGAUUACGCAGUUACUUGUAUAGGGACUUCUCUCUGGACCCUCCACAUUCAGCACCAUCUAUCACUGCAACAGCGUCCAUGGGGAAUGUUUCUCCAAACUUAACUCCAUCUCGUGAUGGUCAAACUGCCAGUCCCGGAACCUAUCAAAAUAUGCCAACGCCAGCAACACCAUCAUCAUCAAAGGAAGUUGUGAAAUCUGGUGCUGAAACAGUGAAGCAGACUGAAUCUGAACGCCGAGAAGAUGUACCAAGUGCAAUUGCAAGUAGCAGAAUCACCGUACCACUUGUUACUAGGAGUACACUCGAAGUUGUCAUACCGGACUUCGCCGUUCCCAAGCUCAUAGCAAAAUCGAAAACCAAACUGGCCCGGAUCAGUGAGUUGUCUGGUGCCAAUGUGACUCUGGUCGAAGACAGACCAAACGAGACACAAAAGAUCAUUCAAAUAUCAGGUACUAUGGAACAGUCUGAGAGAGCCCAAAGCCUGCUUCAAGGCUUCAUUUUGAGCACACAAGAAGAUGGACCGUAAAGAUAAAUGCUGGAACUCGGAGCUGUCUUGUCUGUAUGGGGGAUGGCAUGUUAAAAAAGUUUUCUCGUACAUUAUCCGAUUAUCUCCAGAUGUAUGGUUCUGGAGUUAUAAUGAGGAUUUGUUCAGUGUCAUGUAGGGCAUAAAAAACAAACGAAUAUGUCUUGUCUUUAAAAUCGGUGUUUUAGAUUAAGAACUGUGAGAAGGGUGAGAGUGCUCCAUUGUAAAUUAGAACAUGAGGGAUUCUCUCUGUCUUGGUCUUUUCCCUGCAAUGCUUCAAUUUUUUCCUGAAUGAAGAAGAAAGACUGCAGUUAUUUUCGUUGCUCAAAA
Molecule: messenger RNA, 2711 nt
Organism: Gossypium raimondii (Peruvian cotton)
Lineage: Eukaryota; Viridiplantae; Streptophyta; Magnoliopsida; Malvales; Malvaceae
Product: RNA-binding KH domain-containing protein RCF3
Exons: 8
Coding region: 357-2384 (675 amino acids)
Biological process (GO): regulation of gene expression
Cellular component (GO): nucleus; cytoplasm
Molecular function (GO): mRNA binding
Source: RefSeq, a predicted model, not a curated record